Molecule: messenger RNA, 3912 nt
Organism: Frankliniella occidentalis (western flower thrips)
Lineage: Eukaryota; Metazoa; Arthropoda; Insecta; Thysanoptera; Thripidae
Gene: Sym
Product: symplekin
Exons: 16
Coding region: 119-3568 (1149 amino acids)
Cellular component (GO): mRNA cleavage and polyadenylation specificity factor complex
Source: RefSeq, a predicted model, not a curated record
CAAAAACUAUGUAACCCGAAUGCUUUCCACUUGUCAGUUUUAAAUAAAUCUUCAACUACUUCAAUCAGUUACAUUUUAGAUCGCCAGAGAAAAACAAACUACCUUUUAACUCGCAGCCAUGGGCGAACACGAGAAGACGUUUAACAAGAUUGUCGAGUGGCUUAAUGAAGCCAGUACCUCUACGGAUCAAAAAUUGAAAGUUGCAAAUAUUAGCAAAGUUCAAGAACUUUUAAUUCAUCAAAAUCCUCAGUUAUUGGAGUCAUUUUUAGAUGAUGUACUUGCUUUCCAAUCAGACCGAACUAUGGAAGUACGUCGAUCUGUUGUAGGAUUCAUUGAAGAAUCAUGUAAGAAAGAUCCUGCCAUACUUCCAAGAGUGAUGGAUAGUCUGGAUUUAUUGCUUCGGGAUAGUGUUCCUCAAGUACAGAAGCGAGUGGUUCAGGCUGCAUCUCAAAUAUAUCGUGGAACGCUCAUGUACAUAGCCCGAACUCAACCUGUGCCUGCUCAAAUGGAAAAAGCUUGGGGAGCCAUGUGUACCAUGAAGUCGGAGAUUGUUAAAUUGAUUGACAGUGAUAAUGAUGGUAUUCGGACUCAGUCAGUAAAAUUCCUCGAAGGAGUGGUGUUACUUCAGACCUACCCUGAAGCUGAAAGUAUGGUGAGAGAAAAUGAUUUCAAUCUCGAAGAUAUUCCACUAACAUUAAAGAUUGUACGCAGAAGAAGAUUAGAGGAGGAAGCAAGCAUGAUAUUCCAACUGUUGGUGAAAUUUCAUGGUGAGGCCCAUGUUAGCAGUGUCAAUCUUAUGACUUGCAUGGGCUCCCUCACUCUCAUUGCCCGUAUGAGACCUCAGUUCAUGGGAAAAGUUAUUACUUGCCUGGAAAAUUUAAAUAAAAAACUUCCACCCACACUAUCAAAGUCACAAGUGAAUUCCGUGAGAAAACACCUAAAAUUACAGCUUACCAAUUUGUUGAAGCAGCCAUCAGCUGUUGAUUACCAUCCAGAAAUUAUGAAGCUUUUGGCUGAUCUUGGAUGUACCCCUCAGGAGAUAGCAAAAAUAAUGCCUAAGGUUGAUGACAAAUCACGGCGCAAUCACAAGCGACCUGGUACUGAAAGUGCCAGCAGCUUGCAUAAGAGACCAAAAUUAGAGGCACUUUACCGACCAGAGCCAGUGACUGAGCAGAAAAAGAGCCACUCCUCAAAGGCCAUUCCCGAUGUGCCUCCAGAGUUGACUGAGAAAUUCAUUGCAGAGCGUCUAGCUCCUGAAACUGUUUCUGAACUUGUUCUUGCAGCUCUUCAUCAAGUGCCUGCAUCUAUGCCACCACACUUUCCAACAAGCUACACUCCAUUCAAAGAACCUGGCUCGCAAGCUCAUAUUCAGUAUCUUGCCAAACUUCUCCAUUCACAGAUGUCAGGAUCAGCAGGUCGCCAAGUUCCUCGCAAAUCUGGCAGAGUUUUAACAGAACUAGAGGAGGAUGAUUUAGACGAAGUAGCUGCUCCUCCUCCACCCAAAGCUGCAGCCCCCGUUGCUCCUGUAGCAGCAGCACUGGAGCCUGUCUUGCUUCCUCCUCCACCUCCUGUGGAGGAGCUCAUGGACCAAGAUGGGGAUGACUUGGAGGGUCCUCUCUUACCCCAGAGAGAAUCAAAUGAACAACUAAUGUCAGAGAGGGAGAAGCUCAAGGAAUUGACUCCAAUGACACCAAUGACAAGACCUCUAAAGCAGAAAGCUCGUGCUCUCAAGUUGGCAGAGAUCACCAGACCUUUAAGUCAAGAGAUGAAAACAAAAAUGUGCCUCUCAGCUGUCAAGCGUAUAUUGAAUGCAGAAAAAACAGCCCAGUUUGGUGGUGUCAAUGCUAUUCGCAGUAAAAUCAUUGUCACAUUGGCCUCCACAUAUAAUUCAGAUGUUAGAGGGGAUAUUUUACAAUUUGUUGUUGAUGAUUUACAAAAUAAAUUAGAUCUGGAUCUUGCUAUAUCAUGGCUUUAUGAAGAAUAUAGCCUCAUGCAAAGUUUCACAAGGAAGCCAGUUUUCAAUGAGGAUGAUGGAUCUGCUGUUAAAAGAUAUGUGAAACUCUUCUGCACCCUUGCAGUUCAUUUAGCUGAGAAACCUGAACGAGAACCUCUACUGAAGAGAUUGUAUCUAGAAGCACCUUGUAUUACCGAGGAGGCUACAGAUAUAUUAAAGUCACUUAGUUGUGAUGAAACCAGAUGUUCAGUUGGCUUACAACUUUUGCAAAGCCUUGUCAUCAGGCGCCCUCCCAAACAGCUUACUUAUCUGAAUGCACUUCUUGAACAUUCCGCACAUGACAGCACAGAGGUCCGUUCCAAUGGCAUGAAAUGUGUUCUGGCUUUGUAUGAUGAUCGGUCAGAUCUACGUUCUAUCAUAGAGGAAUACGCAAUUAUGUACCUUGGUUUUCUACAAUUACCAGCCCCUCCAGAUGUAUUAUUUGGUGCUGAACGAGGCAGGCCCUCUAAGGCUGAUACUUGGGCAGAGGGUCCAACUAAAGCUUGUUUGUACUUGUACCUUGAGCUUUUACCACAUGAACACAGAUUGAUUCAUGAGUUAACCAGAGUGUAUGCUCAAACUGUAGCUGAUGUGAAACGAAUCAUUUUACGAUUGUUGGAUGCUCCAGUAAGGGGUAUGGGAAUGGAUUCUCCAGAGUUGUUAAAGCUUGUUGAGGAGUGUCCAAAGGGUGCUGAGACCCUUGUCACACGAGUAAUUCACAUUCUCACUGAUAAAACUCCACCAAGUGCAGAACUUGUGAAACGAGUGAGGGAGCUUUACCAAUCAAGAGUUUCAGAUGUUCGUUUCCUUAUACCAGUUUUGAACGGUCUUACCAAAAGGGAAGUCAUUGAUUCUCUACCAAGGCUUAUCAAGCUUAAUCCUAUUGUUGUGAAGGAGGUUUUCAAUAGAUUGUUGGGUAAUCAUUCAGACUCAUCAAGUCACAACUCACCUUUAACUCCAGUCGAAUUGCUUGUGGCUCUCCAUGUGAUUGACCCUAAAAAAUGUGAGCUAAAGACAGUUAUAAAGGCUACUACAUUGUGCUUUUCUGAGAAGCAAGCCUAUACUCAAGAAAACUUGGCUAUUGUAAUGCAACAGUUAAUGGAAAUGAAUCCACUGCCCACACUUUUAAUGCGUACUGUCAUCCAAUCUCUUGCUGCUUAUCCAAAUCUCAGUGGAUUUGUUAUGAACAUAUUGCAAAGACUCAUUUUGAAACAAGUGUGGACACAACGGAAGGUUUGGGAAGGCUUUAUAAAGUGUUGCCAAAGAACUAAGCCACAGAGCUUCCAAGUGUUAUUACAGUUACCAGCUCCUCAGUUGCAAGAAGUCCUUGAUUCUUGUCCGGAGAUGAGACAGCCUCUUCUGCAACAUGUCCAAUCAUUUACUGACACUCAACGGUCCCAUGUCCCCCAAUCUGUAAUGGAUGUUUUGACUGGCACAAGACAUGUAGUUCAAGAGGAUUAUGAUGCGCAGAUUGCAGAACCAAUGUCACCAGAUGGACUUACCAUUGAUGUAAGAGAAGAUGCUUUCCAGGAAAAUUCAGGAACAUCUGAGCCUCUUCCUCCAGGAAUGGAUUGAAAUUUAACAAUAAUUGUUGUAUCAUAGCAGUUUUAUUGGGGGUGUUCAUAUUUCAUAAUACCUGUAAAUAUUUAGUCUACAAGAAAACUGUACAAAAUUACCAAUUACAACAUCAAUAUUUAAAAUGAAUUAUGUUUUGACACAAUCAUAAUAAGGGGGAUAUUGGAUCAAGUAUAUUUUGCACCAGCAUUAAAAUUAUAACUUGUUUGGUUUUAAUUUCUUACACAUACAGUAGUGUAUUUUAUUUUAACCUGGCCGAGACAUCAUUUUUUGUAUAAUGUGAAUAGGUACCGUGUGGAUCUUAGUAUGAAAUCUUUCAUAAAAUGAAAUGAUACCCAUUAUCA